AUGGACUUCCUUAACAGCCCACCAGAAGACCCCGCCAAGUUCAAACGGCAGGUCCUAGAAUACAUAAUUAAAUCGGACCUGUCCUACGAAUCCGUCACAGGCCGGCAAUUCGAGAGCUUGUGUAGGUACGUAGACGAGCGGCGCUUCUUCGACCGCGUGCUGUUUCCCCAGGGCGGUUGGAUGACCCGGGACUGGCUCAUCGACGCGUACGGUGAGAUCAGACCUAACUUAGAGCCUAAGUUGUUACCAAAGGGUGAUGAGAUCAUUAGGAAGUGGAUUGUGGAGAAGCAUGGGGAAGAGCGGAAACGGAGGGUGGACUCAGACGAGGAGGAAUAA
This is a messenger RNA of Daldinia childiae, 336 nucleotides long. RefSeq lists its product as uncharacterized. The transcript has a single exon. Lineage: Eukaryota; Fungi; Ascomycota; Sordariomycetes; Xylariales; Hypoxylaceae. The coding region runs from base 1 to 336 and encodes 111 amino acids. The record is from RefSeq and is a predicted model, not a curated record.